Molecule: messenger RNA, 2563 nt
Organism: Danio rerio (zebrafish)
Lineage: Eukaryota; Metazoa; Chordata; Actinopteri; Cypriniformes; Danionidae
Gene: ptenb
Product: phosphatase and tensin homolog B
Biological process (GO): regulation of cell cycle; negative regulation of cell population proliferation; regulation of cell differentiation
Cellular component (GO): organelle; nucleus; dendritic spine
Molecular function (GO): phosphoprotein phosphatase activity; protein tyrosine phosphatase activity; phosphatase activity
Source: RefSeq, marked validated
GAGAGUGUAACAGGCAGUGGAGCAGUGGAGGAUAAGGACAGAACCGGAGGUGUCUCUUACGCCACAUUUAAAUAUCGAGUUUUUCAUUUCUUGGUGGAGGCUGUCACAUUUUGUUUCAUGUGUUGGAACCUGGUCAUCGCGGAUUGUCGUAGAGUUUAAUGGCUUUUAUUUUCUAAGGAUGUGUAGACGGGCUAGCGCGUUAGCCGUUGAGGCUAGACGGAGCGCGAGCUGAGUGCGAGCGGGGCUCUGACGACCGAUCUUCAAGUGGAAGCACCGGAGAGGAUUUUCUCUCCGCCUUUCCGCUCAAUCACGGCGGCUUCGGUGCGACCAGAGACUUGUCGUGCACUAGAGAUUCUGCAGUUCCAGACGUGGGAAGUUGCUUAUCUUUUCACCCAGGGCUCGUCUGAGCCGAGGAGGGCAUUUUGGAAGCCGGGCCUGUGGUGGUUUGGAGCGAGGCCCUUGAUGAGUGAGCCACAGCAGACUCCAUUCUAGCUAGCUGGGGGACUGCGAAACGAGCAGAGCAUAAAGACGACCGACCGUCCGAAAGCAACAAUACUCUCUCUCACACUAAAAACCCUAAAGACUCCUGUCACAGCCAUGGCUGCGAUCAUAAAGGAAUUUGUCAGUAGAAAUAAAAGGAGAUACCAAGAAGACGGGUUCGACUUGGACUUGACAUACAUUUAUCCUAACAUAAUAGCUAUGGGUUUCCCUGCUGAAAGACUGGAGGGUGUAUAUAGAAACAACAUAGAUGAUGUAGUGAGGUUUCUUGAUUCAAAGCAUAAAGAUCAUUACAAGAUAUAUAACCUAUGUGCAGAAAGACAUUACGAUACUGCCAAAUUUAACUGCAGAGUUGCACAGUAUCCAUUUGAGGAUCACAAUCCUCCUCAGCUAGAGCUCAUUAAACCUUUCUGUGAAGAUUUGGAUAAAUGGCUCAGUGAAAAUGACAAUCAUGUGGCUGCCAUUCACUGCAAAGCUGGAAAGGGAAGAACGGGUGUCAUGAUUUGUGCGUACUUGUUACACCGAGGCAAAUUCAAAAAAGCACAAGAGGCUCUGGACUUCUACGAUGAAGUUAGGACCAGAGACAAGAAGGGAGUGACUAUUCCCAGUCAGAGGCGAUAUGUAUACUACUAUAGCUACCUUCUGAGGAAUAAGCUGGAGUACAAACCUGUGGCCUUGCUCUUUCACAAGAUGGUGUUUGAGACAGUGCCUAUGUUCAGUGGAGGGACCUGCAAUCCUCAGUUUGUGGUGUACCAGCUGAAGGUGAAAAUUCACACCUCAAACCCAGCGCACACAAGAAGAGAGGAGAAGUACAUGUUCUUCGAAUUUCCUCAACCACUGCCUGUGUGUGGGGACAUCAAGGUGGAGUUCUUCCACAAACAAAACAAGAUGAUGAAGAAGGAGAAAAUGUUCCACUUCUGGGUGAACACCUUUUUCAUCCCUGGGUCAGAGGAGAGCACAGAGAAAGUGGAAAAUGGAGGUUUAGUGAAGGACCUGGAUGGAAUACAAACAGCAGAGAGAGGAGAGAAUGACAAAGACUAUUUAAUUCUUACUUUAAGUAAGACGGAUUUGGAUAAAGCGAACAAGGAUAAAGCCAACAGAUACUUCUCUCCCAAUUUUAAAGUUAAAAUGUUUUUUACGAAAACAGUGGAGGAACCAUCCAACUCAGAGGCCAGCACUUCUACUUCUGUAACCCCGGAUGUUAGCGAUAAUGAACCGGACCAUUAUCGUUAUUCGGACACAACAGACUCAGACCCUGAAAAUGAACAGUACGAUGAAGAACAGAUUACUAAAGUUUGAAAUAUUUUUAUGGGAAGAAAAAAGUAAACAUGCGUAACAGAGUUGUAUAAAGGAGAAAACUUGAAUAUGAACUCAAAGCAAGUACUUUUUUUUUUUUUUUUUUCACCCCUGUUAUUUCUUUCUUUAUUUUUUUCCAACCUCCCCUCAAUGCAGAACUAGAACACAUCACAAAUGCCACCAGUUUACGGACAAAAAUGCUGACUUGUUUUGGUUCAUUCCCCCCCUCCCUCUCCAUGAAGUAUCGACACUGAUGUUCCUUGAGAAAACAGCGUCAGUAGCUAUUAUGUAAAUACAUGUUCACGGCGUAACACAAAAAAGGAAGCCUAGUGAGGAUGGGAGAUUGUUUAUGGGAGAAAUCGAGUGAAGAUCGAAAUUUGCUGCUCCAUCAACCUGUUUGAACCGAGGCCAGUGCUUUAAUCAGCGUUCAUUCCCCAUGUCUGUUCUUCUCUAGUCUCUACCUACUGUGAAACUCUCCUCAUGCUGCUGGAAGGCCACCAUGUGUCAGUCGGGCACUGGAAACUGCACCUUUCACCUUUUGUUUUUAAUUCUGCUUUCAUCAUUAUUACCACUGCUAGUGUGGAGGUGAUAAUGCUUCCUCUAAAUCCAUGACUUCAUGGCAGAAAUCGCUCCACCGUGUAUUCUUACUUUUUUAUGCAAAUAUACACUCAACAGGGAAACCCGUGUUGCAAUAAUGUUGAUCGUGUGCAUGUUAUUGGAAUCCGUUUCCAUGUUGUCCAAUAAAUAGUAUACAUUGUUUUUCUUAAAA